AGAUAAAUGGAGGGAGAAGAAGCAGAGGUCGUUUGUGAGUGGUAAUUGAGCUCAAAACUAGUCUCUCCCAUGGCGUUCUCUCUCCAACUUUGUCGUCUUCCUAUUCGUACGGAUGCGGCCUUGCCGGAGAAUUUCGCCGGGAUUCGAGCACUCCGGUACAGGAGGCCUCUCUCCGUGAGAUGCGAUGCUGAUGCUUCUUCUUCUUCGCCUUCGGUGGCUGUGGAUUCUGAUUUUGACGCCAAGGUGUUCCGGAAGAAUUUGACGAGGAGCGACAAUUACAACCGCAAAGGGUUUGGUCACAAGGAGGAGACUCUGGCGCUCAUGGAUCGCGAGUAUACCAGUGAUAUCAUAAAGACUCUCAAAGAAAAUGGAUUUGAGUAUACGUGGGGAGAUGUUACUGUGAAACUGGCGGAAGCGUAUGGAUUCUGUUGGGGAGUUGAGCGGGCUGUUCAGAUUGCCUAUGAAGCGAGAAAGCAAUUUCCAGAAGAGAAAAUAUGGAUAACCAAUGAAAUUAUUCACAACCCAACUGUUAACAAGCGCUUAGAGGAUAUGAAAGUUGAAAACAUUCCACUCGAGGAAGGAAAGAAACAGUUUGAAGUGGUUGACAAGGGUGAUGUUGUGAUUUUGCCUGCAUUUGGAGCUGCAGUGGACGAGAUGUUGACAUUGAGUGAAAAAAGUGUGCAAAUCGUUGAUACAACUUGCCCAUGGGUUUCAAAGGUUUGGAAUGUUGUUGAAAAGCACAAGAAAGGCGAUUAUACUUCAAUCAUUCAUGGUAAAUAUUCUCAUGAAGAAACUGUAGCGACAGCAUCCUUUGCAGGAAAAUAUAUAAUCGUAAAGAACAUGACAGAGGCAACAUAUGUGUGUGACUAUAUCCUUGGAGGCGAACUUGAUGGAUCCAGCUCAACCAAAGAAGAGUUUAUGAAGAAAUUCAAAAAUGCAGUCUCAAAAGGGUUUGACCCAGAAGUUGACCUCACUAAAGUUGGCAUUGCAAACCAGACUACAAUGCUCAAGGGAGAAACAGAAGAGAUCGGAAAAUUAGUCGAGAGAACUAUGAUGCGCAAGUACGGAGUGGGAAGUGUUAACGAGCACUUCAUCAGUUUCAAUACAAUAUGCGAUGCUACUCAAGAGCGUCAAGAUGCAAUGUACAAGCUGGUGGAGGGAAAACUGGAUCUCAUGUUAGUUGUUGGUGGAUGGAAUUCCAGUAAUACUUCUCAUCUUCAAGAGAUAGCYGAGGAGCGAGGAAUUCCAUCUUAUUGGAUUGAUAGCGAGCAGAGAAUAGGCCCAGGAAACAGAAUAGCCUAUAAACUGAAUCAUGGGGAGUUAGUUGAAAAGGAGAACUGGCUACCCAAGGGUCCUAUCACGAUCGGUGUCACAUCCGGUGCCUCAACCCCCGACAAGGCUGUCGAAGAUGCUCUUAUCAAAGUCUUCGACAUUAAGCGCGAAGAAGCAUUGCAGUUUGCAUAAAUUCAUAGGUUAGUAGUUCAAAUUGACUUGUUAGGGACCAGAGUUGUGAUGAUUGUGAAUGAAUGUGGAACUGAAAGGCAGUACCCUCCCUUUUAUCAAUCAUAUAGUGUCUUGUAUCGGUAUAUUAAUGAUGUGCAGUAAAGAUCCUAGUCUUCACAGAAACGCGUCGUGUAGUUUGGGUAGUUCAUCGAGUAUGUCGACCUCCGACGCAGUUGAAUCGUACCUUUAAUUGUAUCUUGUACACUUUUUCACCCUCUGGCUACAGAGAAAAUAUGAUUGAAUCAGAGUGUUGGGUUGCCUGUUAUUUA
Molecule: messenger RNA, 1772 nt
Organism: Momordica charantia (bitter melon)
Lineage: Eukaryota; Viridiplantae; Streptophyta; Magnoliopsida; Cucurbitales; Cucurbitaceae
Gene: HDR
Product: 4-hydroxy-3-methylbut-2-enyl diphosphate reductase
Biological process (GO): isopentenyl diphosphate biosynthetic process, methylerythritol phosphate pathway; dimethylallyl diphosphate biosynthetic process
Molecular function (GO): metal ion binding; 4-hydroxy-3-methylbut-2-enyl diphosphate reductase activity
Source: RefSeq, a predicted model, not a curated record